UAUCGGAAGGACUGCUUUUUUACUACAGAAAAGAGUAUUUUGCUUAGGUUAUUCUUUUGUUGAAUAUAUUUGGAUAUAUAUUUUGAUCAUUUUAAGAUACAUAAAUAUAGUAUGUUAUGAGUGAAAAACGCCGCCGUGCACGUAUACAGAGCGGAUGGGCGGCUAAUGCAAGUGUCUUAUCUAAACCGCAACACAAAGCAAAGGAACAUUCUCAUACUUACCAAUUUCAUCCAACUGCACAGAUUAAAGUAAAACCAGCAGAUAUAGUUUACAGUGAGGAUGGGGAAUAUAUUUUAAGUAAAACAGAAAAUGGUGUAUCCAGCAUAAAAUUAUUCACUCAUUUCAUCCCACAAGACGAAACAAAAUGGAUGUUUGAACAACUACUACAUGAAAUACCAUGGCAACAAGAAAGUAUAGUCGUAAUAGGAACACGUAAGUUGCAACCACGCUUAACUGCUUGGUAUGGAGAUAUUCCUUACACCUAUUCUGGACUCACCUUGAAACCCUACCAGUUUUCCCAAGCCUUAGAAAUCCUAAAAGAAAAGAUUGCAUUAAAGAUGUCUCUACAUUUUAACUCGAUGUUAGCAAAUUUAUAUCGUACAGAGAAAGAUAGCGUUGACUGGCACAGUGAUGAUGAACCUUCACUGGGAGCUUUGCCAGUUAUUGCUUCACUGUCGUUCGGCGAAACUAGAACAUUCGAACUCCGUCAAAAGCCUUCUGUGGGAGAUGAUUAUUCGUUUUCUCAACACGUGAAAGUACCUCUUUCCAGCGGAAGUUUGCUUAUAAUGGAAGGCGCGACUCAAAUAGAUUGGCAGCAUCGUGUACCAAAAGAUUACCACGAUCGUGAUGCAAGAAUAAAUCUCACUUUUCGAAAUAUCUGUCAAACUUGAAAGUGACUAGAACUUCGAAACAUUGCGAGUAAAACCACAGGUUAACACGACAGGUGAAUGAUUAUGCAUGCAUGGCAUCAAGACUGCGUAUGUGGUGCUCCUUUCAUACGACGUUUCAAUCACUUUUAAUGGAAAUGCUAAGGCAACAAUGUACAUGUGCAUUUCGCUUUUAUUGUAUAUACUUUUAAAAGGUGAGAGAAAUUUGAUUAAUUUAAUCGUGUCACUGGGAGCACUUGCUGAACACAAGAAAUAGCAAGAAAUGUAUUUAUUUAUUAUUUUUACCUAAAAUAUAUUAUUAUGUAAAAUUGAAACUAAAAUAUACAAUUUUUGAGCA
Molecule: messenger RNA, 1224 nt
Organism: Hydractinia symbiolongicarpus
Lineage: Eukaryota; Metazoa; Cnidaria; Hydrozoa; Anthoathecata; Hydractiniidae
Product: alpha-ketoglutarate-dependent dioxygenase alkB homolog 3-like
Exons: 9
Coding region: 117-890 (257 amino acids)
Biological process (GO): DNA repair; DNA alkylation repair
Cellular component (GO): nucleus
Molecular function (GO): dioxygenase activity
Source: RefSeq, a predicted model, not a curated record